Molecule: messenger RNA, 1987 nt
Organism: Macroventuria anomochaeta
Lineage: Eukaryota; Fungi; Ascomycota; Dothideomycetes; Pleosporales; Didymellaceae
Exons: 2
Coding region: 489-1871 (460 amino acids)
Source: RefSeq, a predicted model, not a curated record
AAAUCUUAACUCAGGUCACUUAUGCCUGGACUGAUCCAUUUUACCCUCACUUCCCCAUUCUGCAUCGUGGGGGAGCGAGCAAAGUGAGCUAAGUUUCGGGGGUUAGUUUAAGGUUUCGCUUCCGCACAUCCAAACACCUUCGCGUCUGGACAACGAACAUCCGGGGAGUUUAAGCUGCACGCGCCACAAAACUAUGCGACACCACAGCUCAAGCAUCGGCACAUCCAUGCUAACACACUUCAAAUGCCCCCAAAUGCCGGGAGCAAGCGGUCGAUCGUUGGUGCCCUGUCCAAUGGCCUGCCGCAGCCGCCGCAUCUUGAAACGUUUCCAUUCUCACAACUGUCUCCAGAGCGUCGAAUGCGCCUUCUUCUGUUCCUGAGACCCAUGUUACUUCUCUCGGGAGUUUAUCAUCCACGAACCGCCCGUUCUUGCGGCGAUUUGUGGUUCUGCUGGCCGAACCAUCGCUUCUAUGGACCUACUUCCACAGCAUGCUUGAGCCACGAAGGCCUAUUACACCAGUACAGGUACUGGAUCGCUAUCUAGUACGCAGAAGUAACUUCACAGCAAGUGAUGACCCUAAUGAGAAAGGAAGAGAAGGUCUGGUGGGUGCAGAUGGGAGGUCAGGGGGGCAGCCGGGGGAGGUAUUGAAGGGGAUCAAUAGGACAAAAAGCAGCACAGGGCAAGAGCAACCACGUCCGACAUUCGCAGUGCCAUCUGCAUUGCAAUCAUCACCCAGUUUACGAAUAACAUACACCAUAUCCGUCCGAACAACACCAUCGGCGACUUCGAUACCCGAGGGCGGCGCAAGAGUCGAGAUCGAGUCACUACCGGGACAGAACCAGAACAAGCCAAAUCUCGACGAUGCAAGAAUCGAAGCUCCAGCACUGCCCGGUGUAAAUCAAGACACUUCUAACAUGGGCGAGGUACUAAAGCCUGGGUCGCCAGCCGCGGCUGGUGCUCCAGAAAGACCAUCAAACGCGCCUGCCAUCACAGUGAACAAACCACUUCCCGGACAGAAUCAAGCGAAUCCAGUUAUGGGCGAGGCACCUCUACCCGUGCCACCUCUUCCAGCACUUGCGUUGCCGCCUGCUCCGCCUAUCCCGCCUCCAUCGCCACUCGUCACUAGUUCAGCAUCUGCACCGUCCUCAUCGAAUGAACCGUCAGUAUAUUCGGUGCAAACUGCAACGACUUCAACAUCUCUAUCGACUUCAGCAGCAUCGACUCUAACCCCCUUGGCCUCUUCCUCUAGCUCGUUCACUCUAUCAUCAGUCACAUCCUUCGUCAAACUCACACGAUCAGAACAAGGCAAGGAGGAAGCUCCGGUCACACUAGCACUGUCGAACACAACAACAUUGUCCGCCACUAGUACUAGUGUCAUUCCGGCAGACAAUGCAACUCCACAAGCAAUUGCAGUCGCGCAAUCUUUCUCGGGCGCCUUGUCAUCGAUGACUGCCAUCGCCGCAGCGACCUUGACACCUACUGCUAUACCAAAUAACCAGGAUGGAAGCAUUCUGCAUCCGACUGCAAGGACGUUACUGAUCCUGUUUGUCAUCCUUGGUGCACUCUCAAUCCUUGUCGCCAUUGUGAUCUUUAUGAUGAUCAGGUCCCACAAGAACCGGUCACGAGCGCAGAGACAAGCGGCGAUGAACCAAAAUCUUUACGAUGCUCCAAAUGACCGCAUCGGGGUUACCACGCACAUCUCCGCAGACCCCAACGACAACCCUUUCCUGACAGCAAGCGAGAAGGCUAUCAUCGACAGAGCCGCCUCACCCGAUGGUGCAGCAGAUGCGAACAACUCGUCGAGUUUUUCGGACGCCAUUAGCUCCUUCAUCAAAAAGUCGAGAAGUGUGGCGUACAAGAUCUCGCCUUGACCUGCGUCUCAGCGCAUAACCGUAGGUCAGAGAGCUCAGGAGAUUUGGGGAGGGUCGCGCAUGCUGUGAAUGAAUGUAGAUACGAACUUCAACAGUACAUAAAUCUGAUAGUAAUC